AUGUAUCAGUUUGUUUUUCACGUAAAUUUCCGCACUUCUCACGCAAUGUCUCGGAAAAUUCUUCCCUUUGCACAUUCCUUGAGGUGUCUACGGCAUUUCUCAACUAUUGGCAGAGAAAAUCGCCGUGUGGUUGUCACAGGAGUAGGAUGUGUAUCUCCGGUGGGAGUGUCAGUCGACACCGCCUGGACAAAUAUCCUUUCCGGCCAGUGUGGCGUAGUGAAGCUCACAGAUCCCGCUUAUGAGAAGCUCCCAAGUCGUGUGGCAGCUCAAAUACCAAGAGAGGAAUUUGAUCUCUCAAAGGUAUUCACGAAGAGCGAGUUGAAGUCCAUGUCUCCGGCGAUUGUCUACUCUCUAGUCGCUGCCAAAGAAGCUCUAACCAGCUCUCAGUGGACGCCAACUGAGCAGGAGGCGCAGAACCGCACAGGCGUGUCAGUGGGAAUCGGAAUGGUCGAUUUUGUGGACAUUUGCGAGGCAAAUGAUGCCUUGAGGCAGGGCUACAACCGCGUGAGUCCCUUCUUUGUGCCUCGCAUUCUGCCCAACAUGGCCGCAGGGCAGAUCAGCAUAAAGUAUGGUUUCAGAGGCCCAAAUCAUGCUGUCUCCACAGCAUGCGCCACCGGAGCUCACGCCAUUGGGGAUGGCUUUAGAUUCAUACAGAGAAAUGAGGCUGACGUGAUGGUUUGCGGUGCUGGAGAAGCGUCAAUAAGUCCUCUGGCUUUUGCAGGUUUCUGCCGACUUCGAGCUCUCAGCACUGCCUUUAAUGAUGACCCCCAGAGUGCCUCCAGACCAUUUGACGCGAAGAGAGACGGCUUCGUCAUGGGCGAGGGAGCGGCGAUUCUCAUUCUGGAGGAGCUAGAGCACGCCAAGAGCAGAAAUGCCCCAAUUCUGGGCGAAAUCCUGGGCUACGGCUGCUCUGGAGAUGCUUCUCAUCUCACUUCCCCGCGAGAAGACGGCCUGGGCGCUUUUUUGGCCAUGCAGCGCGCUCUCGAGGAUGCCCAACUGCUGCCCGAAGACAUAUCCUACAUAAACGCUCAUGCGACAUCAACUCCAAUCGGAGAUGCCAUCGAGUGCCGGGCGAUCUCUCGUCUCUUUGGCGAUCACGCGUCCAAGCUCGCGGUGUCCUCAACCAAGGGCGCUCAUGGACAUCUCCUAGGAUCCGCCGGAAAUCUCGAGGCGCUCUUCACACUCCUUGCCUGCCGAGAUGGCCAACUUCCGCCCACGAUAAACCUCAGCAGCACUUCUGACGACAUGAAGCACCUCAACUUCGUGGCCAACAGGAGCCAGAGCUGGCCGAGUGUUCGGCGCCGGAUCGCCCUUAAGAAUGCCUUCGGAUUCGGAGGCACAAAUGCGUGCCUGUGCCUGGCCGAGUUCAGAUAG
Messenger RNA from Phlebotomus argentipes, 1374 nucleotides. RefSeq names its product 3-oxoacyl-[acyl-carrier-protein] synthase, mitochondrial. Bases 1 to 1374 code for a protein of 457 amino acids. Lineage: Eukaryota; Metazoa; Arthropoda; Insecta; Diptera; Psychodidae. The record is from RefSeq and is a predicted model, not a curated record. The transcript has a single exon. Gene Ontology annotation, biological process: fatty acid biosynthetic process. Gene Ontology annotation, molecular function: 3-oxoacyl-[acyl-carrier-protein] synthase activity.